This is a messenger RNA of Fusarium coffeatum, 1527 nucleotides long. RefSeq lists its product as uncharacterized. Gene Ontology annotation, molecular function: alpha-1,2-mannosyltransferase activity. Gene Ontology annotation, biological process: cell wall mannoprotein biosynthetic process; protein N-linked glycosylation. The transcript has 5 exons. Bases 1 to 1527 code for a protein of 508 amino acids. Gene Ontology annotation, cellular component: Golgi apparatus; membrane. NCBI's taxonomy places the organism in Eukaryota, Fungi, Ascomycota, Sordariomycetes, Hypocreales, Nectriaceae. The record is from RefSeq and is a predicted model, not a curated record.
AUGGACCUGAUCAGAAGGGCCACCAAGGUGGCACCUAGCAAACCUCCUCUACAACUUCCUCUCGAUGAGAAGAGAGAUUCGAAACACAACAAGGCUGUCGACAAUCGCAUGGCCUUCUUCCGUCGGCCUCUACGGCUAAAGGGGAACUCUACGAUCUCUGUACCUCUGGGCGUGGUCAUCUUUUUUCCUAUGCUUGUUUUAAUCCUUAUUUUUAUUCUCUUCGUUAGCCACCCCAGUUCUCCAGGAAGGGGGUUUCUCAUUCCAGGAGGCGCUGCCCCAAAGAUGCGGAAAAUCAGCGAAAAGUACGACAAGGUGUUCGUAGAGGGCUGCGCCCAGCCUGACACCGACAAACCUCGAGCCAACGCUGCCUUUGUAAUAUUAGCGAGAAACAAGGAGAUUGACGGUGUCUUGCAAUCCAUCAAGUCUGUCGAGAGACAUUUCAACAGAUGGUACCACUACCCCUAUGUGUUCCUCAACGAUGGCGAUUUCGACGACAACUUCAAAGAGGCCGUUCGAAACCAUACUUCGGGUGAGGUGGAGUUUGGAAAGGUUGGACCGGAUAUGUGGGGUUUCCCCGAUUGGAUCGACCCCAAGGUUGCUGCAGAAGGCAUUGCCAAACAGGGUGAUGCUGCUGUGAUGUACGGAGGCUUGGAGAGCUACCACAAGAUGUGCAGAUUUUAUUCUGGCUUUUUCUUUAACCAUCCUCUAUUACUCAAGUAUGAGUGGUACUGGCGAGUCGAGCCCGAAAUCAGCUAUUUCUGCGACAUCACAUAUGACCCUUUCCAAAAGAUGAUUGAACACAACAAAACAUACGGCUUCACAAUUGCUGUUAAGGAACUUCGCGAGACCGUCCCCAACAUCUUCCGAUACGCCUCCGCCUACAAGCGACUUAAUAACAUCACAUCCAAGGGCUUAUGGGAAAUGUUUGUCGAGCCACCGGAGGAGGACGACGAGGACUCUACCAAAGACAGCGAUACGUCUCCCAAUGACAACAGCUUCUGGGAUACUCUCACAGGAAAGAAGAAGAAUACCAUCGACCCCGAGUCAAUGGAGGGCGAGGCGUACAACAUGUGCCAUUUCUGGUCUAAUUUCGAGAUUGCAAAGCUCAGCUGGUUCCGCAGCAAGGAGUACCAAGAUUUCUUUGAAAUGAUGGACCGAAGCGGUGGCUUUUGGAUGGAACGAUGGGGCGAUGCUCCUAUUCACUCCCUUGCAGCCGGCGCUCUUCUUGGACCCCAGGAUAUUCAUUAUUUCCGAGACUUUGGUUACCGACAUACGACAAUCCAGCACUGUCCUGCUAAUGCACCAGGCAAGCAGCUCGCCCGAGAGCCUUUCCUUGAGAAGACGACUUUCCCCGAGUAUAAGCGAUUCGAGGAGGAUGACUACUGGGAGCAUUGGGACGACGUGCAAGAAGGUGGUAUCGGCUGCCGUUGCAGAUGUGAUACAGACGUUGUCGAUGUUGAGGGCAAGGAAGGAUCUUGUCUGGCUGAAUGGGUCGACGUUGCUGGCGGCUGGGCUCAUCCAUACUAA